Messenger RNA from Symbiodinium natans, 1671 nucleotides. The record is from the annotation of a GenBank genome assembly. Lineage: Eukaryota; Dinophyceae; Suessiales; Symbiodiniaceae.
AUGGCGUUGCCUGGCAUCCCGGAUGCCGUCGCGCCAAAGUACGCGUCCUGUUCAGAUGCUGAUCUCAUCCAGGGCGUCAGCUUGGUGGUGACGGUCAAGGACACCUGCGCUCAAGCAGAGGAACUUCUGUCCCACCUCGCCACCAUUUUCCCGAAGGAUAUGCACGUCUACUACGCCUACCCAGCCAUCCGCGGCUGCCGCCACGUAGACACACAGACCAUCGGCAGCAAGCUCUUCACUCACUUCAACGAGGUGGCAGUCGGCGCAUCCGACGCGCCCAUCGCUGGCUUCCUCAAGGUGCAGCCCAUGCUUAAAACCAAGUAUGCCGUUCUGAUGCACAACGAUGCCUACCCCAUGGAGCGCGACUUUGCCUGCGAGAUGUUCCGGGCGCUGGAGGCGAACCCGCAUUACCCGAUCGCGGCUCCGCAGAUCUAUGAGGCCGCGAGUGACAAGAUCAUCGUGCCUCAUGGGCAUCAUCAGAACCUGCACGUGCGACCAUCUCCCACCAGUGCGACAGGUUACCGCAUCGACUAUGACCUGAGCCUGCACCUGCUGACUCAGCGGAAGCCAGAGGACUUCCAGGAGGGACCUCAGGUGGAUUUCUUGGAGGACCACGCGUUCUUCGCACGAUCCGACAGGUACCACGAGCUCCUGGACCCUUCUGGAUCCUUCACCCUCGAGUACAUGGACAUGAUCCUCAACAUGCGCUCGCGCAAUACCUCUGCCUGGUACGUGCCAACUGCACGCUGCAUCUUCGAUGUGGACACCAACAAGAUCACCUGGGAGGAUGUUCCCUACCUGGUCUACAAGCGCAGUGAGCAGAUUGGCCACCAGGUCCGUACUUAUCUCACCAAGAAGUGGGGUGUGGAGUUCGUGAACACGGGCAUCUGGAACUACGUGCGCUACGUCAUGUUGGCCGAUGUGGUAAUCAAGAAGGAGUCCCUGCCAACGGACUGGAAGGAUCAGGCUGCCAUCUUCUACAGCUGGUUCGAGAGCGUCGGCUUCAACCGUUACAACGGCCAGUACCUCCCGGACUUCAUCGAGGAGCCGGCUCCUGGAACCGUCAACGUGUCGCGCACCAUGAAGUGGACUCUCCCCACAGAUGUGCCAGAGCAUCGCGUGCCUCCCAAGGGCGCCAUGGACAUCCUCCCCAAGCUGCAGAGGAAGAAGGUGGGUGCCAUCGACAUUUCCUUCAAGGACCCUCACCUCCCCAUUGGCGUUACCCAGCGCAGCUGUGAUGCCUCAAUGCCGCUGAGCUACAAGGAGUGCGGCCUUGUUGUGGAGGACAACGGUGAGUGCAAGUGUUUCACAUACAACGUGCCCUUCAACCUGAAGACGACGCUGUACCUGGACAAGCUCAUGGCGUGGAUGAAGCUUCCCGCUCGGGCAUUCAUGUACGGACAAAUGAAGUACUGGUCUGUCCCCAUAGCGCCUGAGCAGAUGGAUUUCUUUUGCGACCGUACCCAGGAGGACUGCUCAUUCCAGGUGUCCUUCUCAGAGAACGCCAAGGUGCUGCAGUGGUCUUGGUUCGGCGACCAGGAGAAGCAGAUCUUCACGCCCGAGGGCAUGGCAAUUGGCGCCGCAGUAGCCCUUGCAGUGCUGUGCCCGAUCCUGCUGCCGCAGCUUUCCAAGAAGAAGGGCGACAAGUUUUCCGCAAAAAAGCAAAACUGA